UCUGCUGUGCUGGGAUCACAGUCUAUGUGCUGGAGGAGACUGGGGACUGAGUGGCGCUGCCUGACGCACUGGACCUCAGAGGAUGGAGGCAGGCAGCAUCACAGAAGGGACAGCUCAGGCCCUUGCACUGCCACUUUGUGUCAGUCCCGAGGUUCUAGGGAAGGAGUGAGUGUAGACAGUGGUUGGGCAGGAUCUUGGAAGAAGUUAUAUAAAGGGAGUGACCAACACAGGCUUGCCUAGCAUCUCUGGUUGGCGUGCGAGGGACAAACAGAAGUUUGUUUCACCUGUGCACAGGGGCUCCCGGAACCUCCAUGACAAGCCUUUGCUUGAAGGGGUCGGAAUGAUCUGGGGUGUAGCGCGUGAAAAUGGUUGGUGUAGGCUAGAGGUCAUGCAAUUAAAGUGGAGAGACGGGGCACGCAGAUCGCCUGUGAACCAGUCAAGUAAAGCCCCGACUUGGACAGAAACCGGAGGCUCCAGAACAGAGGCACCACAGAACCAGCUGAGCGCACAGCCCAAGCAGCGCCAAGCGCACCCAGACGCCCCAGACGAUCGUUCGAUCUUUAGCCAUGGGGUCCGCAGCGUUGGAAAUUCUGGGUCUGGUGCUGUGCCUGGUAGGUUGGGUGGGCUUGAUCCUGGCGUGUGGGCUGCCCAUGUGGCAGGUGACUGCCUUCCUGGACCACAACAUCGUGACGGCGCAGACGACUUGGAAGGGGCUGUGGAUGUCGUGCGUGGUGCAGAGUACAGGACACAUGCAGUGCAAGGUGUAUGAGUCUGUACUGGCGCUGAGUGCCGAGGUGCAGGCAGCUCGGGCACUCACCGUGGGCGCUGUACUGCUGGCACUGGUGGCUCUCUUUGUUACCUUGACCGGCGCGCAAUGCACCACCUGCGUGGCCCCGGGUCCAGUGAAGGCACGCGUGGCACUCACCGGCGGAGCGCUUUACGCGCUGUGCGGGCUGCUGGCGCUCGUGCCGCUCUGCUGGUUCGCCAACAUCGUGGUCCGCGAGUUCUACGAUCCGGCAGUGCCGGUGUCUCAGAAGUACGAGCUGGGCGCGGCGCUGUACAUCGGAUGGGCAGCCUCCGCUCUACUCAUGUGCGGCGGCGGCCUCGUGUGCUGCGGGGCUUGGGUCUGCUCCGGCCGCCCGGAGUUCAGCUUCCCGGUCAAGUACUCGGCACCGCGGCGGCCCGCAGCCAAUGGCGAAUACGACAAGAAAAACUACGUCUAAGAGCGGGAGGAACGGCGGGGCCCUUCCCGCAGCCAAGCCCGUGAUCGGAGGGACCGACGUGGAAAGCCGCACGUGGAUGGCAACCACCACUGGUUUGCGCAUUGCAGACUCCGAGACAAGUCAGGCUGGGUUCCUGCCAGGCUUUUUCGCGCCCAGAGAGUCCUCUGACCGUCACCAUCUAGACUCAUCUAGACUCAGCUCAGAACAGACACUUGUGAGGACUUGACCGACCUCAUUUUCUAUGCGCAUUUGGCCGCGGCAUGGAUGUGGCUCUCGGAUUUCAUCGGUGAAGCAGGCACUAAACUGCAGGUGACAGUUUCUAUUGAGCAGUUCUGGAUGCUGCCUUAAUGUCCAGUAGCUCCUACUGACCUGAAAGGGCAGCUGGAGAACCCCAAGCCCGCAGACUGGGCUGCCAGAGGCAUGUGCUAUAAAGGGCAUUUUCCUUGUUAGUGAAGAGGAGCCCAUUGAACCAAAGGACUUGGUCUGAACCUCGUCUCACUCCAGUACUCCCCCAACGGGGGCGCCUGUAGGUACCAGAGCCUUAGAGGGGCUGCCCUCCUCGCAGCUUGGGGGUGGGGCGGGGCGGGCAAGAAUUUGCUUAGUAAAUGGUUUGAACACUCUCAA
Molecule: messenger RNA, 1847 nt
Organism: Alexandromys fortis (reed vole)
Lineage: Eukaryota; Metazoa; Chordata; Mammalia; Rodentia; Cricetidae
Gene: Cldn5
Product: claudin 5
Exons: 2
Coding region: 567-1223 (218 amino acids)
Biological process (GO): bicellular tight junction assembly; cell adhesion
Cellular component (GO): plasma membrane; bicellular tight junction
Molecular function (GO): structural molecule activity
Source: RefSeq, a predicted model, not a curated record